UCAUUGACCUCGUAUUGGAAGCAGAUGUUGUGCCGUUACACAAUUGUCUGUCAUCAAAUGCAACAAAUAUGAUAAAUUAAAGCCUCGUCGACCUCUUGUGAAAUUAAUUCCAGCUUAUAUAUUGAUCUGGACCAGUCACGUGACAUGAAAAUGAACAUUUUGUCUCCAAGUCACAUUAUUUGUCAAUCAGUGAUCAAGCGCGCGCCAAACCUUAUCAGUGUGCGCCGCGAUGUUCAAUGGAUGAACACCAGCAUAGCAUCGGAAAGGAAGCAUUGAUACGGUGACAAGGCCUGCAGUCGAUUGGAAUUAAUGAACAAAUUCAGUGAUCAAUUCAACAGGUGAAGACGUCGCUCAUCCCAUCCUGCAAAGAACCCUCUGUCUACACAAAUACCGGAAUGUUUAUCGAGGAUUAACAUUGUUGACAUUGCGAGAAGUGUUUGUAGUUUAUAACUUAUGAAGUGUAAAUGUGAUACCAUUCUGCAUAAUCCAUCAACCUGUCCAAUAUUUCAAAUGUUGUUUAGCUUUCUAUUCAUCCAUUAAAUGGAUCAUAGCUAAUUUCAAGCUGUUAUUUUAUUGUUUGUAAGGCAGUGUAAUAAGGUGAAUGUUAAAUAUGACACAAUUAACACAGCCUGUUGUUGAAGACUGGUUCGAAUCCAAUAAGGACGCAUUUGUAGAUAUUUUCCUGAGGAAGGCAGAUAUUGCUAUGGUGAAUAAGUGGUUGUUAAUCCACGGUUACUCUCCGGCCACUGAACAAUCCACAUACCAGCCCAAGAGGGGAUCCUUAUCCGCAGACACGAGCAGCCCCUCUUCGCCCAAUGACAAGAACGAUGUUUUCUUUGAUAGCAGACAUUGCAGGACAAAUUCAAAGAAGUACUUGAGACAGGACUUUGCAAAGUCUAAAAGAAAAAACAUUUUUCGGACUUGUGAGCCAACCAUGUGUUCUGCGGAAGCAACCACCGAAUCCCGAAGGAACAGUUUGAAGGAAAUGAGGAUGUUCCGAUCACUUCCACCGAACUCUGUCAAUAUGCUUAGCAUUCUGAUCCAGUCACGUGUGCGCUUACCGAGAUACCCUAGCAAGGACAUAGAUAUCAAGAGGGACCUACGCCUGAAAAAUGAGAGAGAAUUUUUCUUAGAAAUUGUAAAAGAUAUCUCAAAUGAUUUGGAUUUAAGGUCGCUGAGCCAGAAAAUUGUGGCCAAUGUAAGCGUUUUGGUUGAUGGGGAUGCAGGGUCCGUUUUUGUGGUGGAGGGUCGAGGGACAGGAAAACCGUCCCUGGUGUCCAAGCUGUUUGAUCUUCACGCGGGAGCACAUAUUCUCCCCACUUCCAUGGGGGAUGGAAGUAUAACCGUGCCCUGGGGAAAGGGAAUAAUUGGUCACGUUGCGGAGACAGGGGAAACAAUCUCUCUAAGGGACGCCAGUAAGGAUACCCGAUACAAUGAUGAUGUGGACAAAAUUACGGGGUACCGGACCGACGCCCUGCUUUGUAUGCCAAUACGAAAUGCUGAUGACGAGGUGGUAGCAGUGGCGCAGGUCAUUAACAAAGCGGGGACACAGGAGGAGUUCAGCAAAGACGACGAAAAGCUCUUGGGAACUUACCUAACCUUUUGUGGAAUAGCAAUAUACAAUGCCCAGAUAUUUGAAGCAUACAGUAAAGAAUACGAAAGAAAUAAGGCUUUGCUAGAAGUUGUUCAUGAUUUGUUUGAGGAGCAAACAUCAGUAGAAAACGUAAUACUCAAGAUUAUGCAGCGAGCUCAGAUCUUGUUGAAAUGUGAGCGCUGUUCAGUCCUGCUUAGAGACGGUUCGUCAGAGACAUCAUUCAAGAAGGUUUUUGACCUGGCUUACCCAUUGAAAAAUGGCCAGACUUACCAGAGACGACGUCUUCUUACACCAACAUCUCCUGAUCUGCGCAAUUCUUCAUAUUUACGAAGCGAUCCUACUUUCAUAUUCACAAGCUCUGAUAAUUUAUCGGAUUACCAAGUGGGGAAUAAAAUAGCAGAGUUAGUGUUGAUGACAGGGGAGACAAUCAACAUAGCCGAUGCUCAUCAGGACUCCAGAUUUGAUCCCAGCUGUGACGGCAGUUCCGGAUUCCACACACGUUCUAUCCUGUGUAAGCCGAUUCGAAACAGAGACAAUCAGACAAUAGGUGUGGCCCAGGUUAUGAACCCUCUUGACGGUCAUCCCUUUGACGACCACGAUGACCAGUUGUUUGAGGCUUUUACCAUUUUUUGCGGACUCGGAAUCAAUAAUUGUCUUCUGUACGAGGAAAUAGCCGUGGCUUCAGCCAAGCAAAUGGUAGCUCUAGAGGUACUUUCCUAUCAUGGGACCGUAUCUACAGAAGAGGUCGUCAAUUUAAAGACAAGGAAUAUUUCAGAGACUAGUGACUGGAAAUUAGACACAUUCAAGUUCAACGAUUUCUCUCUCAACGGUGACGACAUGAUGUUGGCUGCUGUGAGGAUCUUUAAAGACCUGGGGUUCAAGAGAACAUUCAGAAUCGAUAGUGAGGUGCUAUGUCGGUGGAUUCUGACUGUGAAAAAGAACUACAGGAACGUUGCCUAUCACAACUGGCGUCAUGCCUUCAAUGUGUGUCAGUUCAUGUUCGCAACCCUCAAGAGGUCUGAAGUAAGGCGGCAUAUAUCGGACAAAGAGAGCCUCGCUUUGGUAGUAGCUUGCCUUUGUCAUGACCUUGAUCACAGAGGAACAAAUAAUGCUUUCCAGCAGAAAACAAGCUCUGCUCUGGCUCAGCUGUACGGCACAAAGGCAACCUUGGAACACCACCAUUUUAAUCAUGCUGUUAUGAUUUUAAAUAGUGAGGGCCAUAACAUCUUUGGAAACUUUAAUUCUGAAGAGUACGGCGAGGUGAUUAACUUGCUGAAGGAAGCAAUAUUGGCCACCGAUCUUUCCCGCCAUAUCCAAGUUAGAGACAAAUUUUUUGCCAUGGUUGACUCGGGAAUGAAGAAUUGGGAUGAUAGAGAGUCACGUGACAUACUACGUAGCGUAUUGAUGACGACAUGUGAUGUGGCAGCCAUAACAAAACCUUGGAAAAUCCAAAGAAAAGUUGCUGAUCUUGUGAUGACCGAAUUCUUUGAUCAAGGUGAUAAGGAAAGAAAUGAAUUGAAGAUACAGCCACAGGCAUGUAUGGAUAGAGAGAAAGAGGACGAACUUCCCAAAUUACAGCUAAGUUGGAUCGAUGGAAUAUGUCUUCCUUUGUAUAAGCAACAUUCAUAUUGCUCUAAACAACUGACGACGUCGUUCAAUUACAUUCCCAGAGGAUUUUUUCUAAUCAGAUUCAUUUGCUUUAUCAAACCUUGAUGUUUCUUUUAAACCUCUCUAUGACGGAGUCCUUACGAACAGAUCCUGUUGGGAAGUUCUAGACGCUGAAAGACUUGCCAAAGAUGCCGUUAUGCAUACGGAGGUUUAAGAAGAAUCCAAUUGUGCUGCGAAAUUCUACCGUUAUAUUCCUCUGAUUGAAAUUACUUAGUUCCAAUUAACGCAAGAUUUGCAUGCAAGUGCAAAUAUCAUAAACUAAUUGCAAUAAACAGUCCAAUGUUUUCCUCCACAACUAUUAAAAUCACACACAAUUUACUUUUUAUUUUCAUACUCAAUAAAAGUAUCAAGAUUGUA
This is a messenger RNA of Ostrea edulis (European flat oyster), 3619 nucleotides long. Its product is annotated as dual 3',5'-cyclic-AMP and -GMP phosphodiesterase 11A-like. The transcript has 21 exons. Gene Ontology annotation, molecular function: protein binding; 3',5'-cyclic-nucleotide phosphodiesterase activity. Bases 602 to 3307 code for a protein of 901 amino acids. Gene Ontology annotation, biological process: signal transduction. NCBI's taxonomy places the organism in Eukaryota, Metazoa, Mollusca, Bivalvia, Ostreida, Ostreidae. The record is from RefSeq and is a predicted model, not a curated record.